Molecule: messenger RNA, 3158 nt
Organism: Salmo salar (Atlantic salmon)
Lineage: Eukaryota; Metazoa; Chordata; Actinopteri; Salmoniformes; Salmonidae
Biological process (GO): regulation of transcription by RNA polymerase II
Cellular component (GO): PcG protein complex; transcription regulator complex; chromatin
Molecular function (GO): RNA polymerase II cis-regulatory region sequence-specific DNA binding; DNA-binding transcription factor activity, RNA polymerase II-specific
Source: RefSeq, a predicted model, not a curated record
GGAUCCAUCUUUUGUCAAAUUAAAGUCUGAUUUGACUUUUUGUAGCAGGUUAGGAGAACUCACACAGCAGGUUAGGAGAAUUAGGUUAAGAUUAGGAAAAGGGUUGGGGUUAGCUAAAAUGAACAAAAAAUAUAUUUUGAUCUUCAUUUGACAAAAACUGGAUCUCAUCUAGAUUUACCAACUCUUCAUAGGGUUGUUACUAAACGAGGUACAGCUACGGACGAUAUUUACCAUUGAACUACUGCGAGAGUUUGGAUGUACGUUUUGAAGCCUGAUAAGUCGGCUUCUUCUUAUACGUCAGUGGUCGGAUAUCACUUUUGCUAUGGCAAUAGCAGCUAGAGGCAGGAGAGCAAUAUGCAGAUAACGGGUGGUCAAUAGGGAGUAUAUUUGAAAAUACCACAUUUAGGCUCUAUUGGCAUUUAGCAGGACAAAUUGGCUUUGUUAUAUUGUAUCUGUGCGCUGACGAUUAAUUUGAUACAUUGUAGUUUAUUUCCGCAGACCUUAUCCUUUCCCCAUUCAGUUUUCCGAUAGAGACGGCUGAAAGAACCAGAGGUAGCUUAUUUCCGGGUUUUAGGACUACAAAUAUAAGCCAUACCCGACUCGUCAUCUGACUCAUCGUCAUCAGUCCAAACUCGCGGUAGUUCAAUGGUACAUCUCGUCCGUGGCUGUACUCCAUCUAGUCACAACCGUUUCACAGCGGUACCGAGAACAGUUUCCACGUAAUCGUUUUUAUUGUUUAGACAUUUAUUAACACCAAGGAACUGAACCAUAUUACUAAUUUAACAGCACAGCAUGACGUACUUACACCAGGUAGUAUUUAAUUCGUAUUGGAGACGGGACCUGGUUGAUAGUAGCUAACUAGCGUUAACCCCCCCCCUCAAAAAAAAUAGCGUUACCUAGAUACAUCUAACAAUGGCUAACUGUAUGGCUUUUCACACUCAAAUAGCCUCCAUCAUGGAGGUGCUAGCGAAUGCAGCAGUGGCAGAGAUCUGUAAACUCGUAGACGACGACUAUGCUGUGUUUCGUUUAGAAAUAACUCAAAGCCAGAAAGAAAACAGAGGAUUGCGGAGGAAACUACAGCUACAGGAACUGAAGGUGGCACGGGAGCGCGCAGAGAGGACAAUACGAGAGCGCGUCCUCGCCAGUCGUCCCAGUAGUGUCAAGAUCCUUGACGGAUACAGAGGAAUGGCAAGAGGUGAAGGACAUCUCACUGGAGGUCACAGGAGCUUUCUGAAGCCAGUGGGACACGAUACAUGGAAAGAUGAACAACCAAUCACUGUUGAUGAGGGGAGUGGAACCUCAACCCAGCAUGUUAUUGUGAUAGAGUCUGCAGAUACAGAGGCUGCAGGUCCUGAAGGAUCGUCUCUGGUCAAGCAGGAGAAGACUGAAGGAGAGGAGGACCCACAGCACAGCAGAGACAUCCAGACUGGAGUGGCUGUAGCACCCCCUGUAGCUACAGAGGACCCCACCAACACCCCAGCACAGCCCAGGACUCGACGCAGCAUCAUGGAGGAGGAGGAGUGUCCAGAGGUGCUGCUGAUGAAAGAGGAGUGGUAUGAGGAGGGUCUGGGGAACCCUGAGGGGACCAUGGUCAUGGAGGACAACCAGACUACACCUCCUCCUGAACCCACAGAGGAACCAGCUGAGCAGCACAGGACCACACACAGUCUCACUGAGUCAGUAAACAUGGAGGAUGGGAAGCCUGAUCUGCUGCUAGUCAAAGAGGAGACCAUAGAAGACGGUCUAGAGAGCAUUGAUUUGCUGAGUAGACUAAAGAUGGGGGAGCAAGGUGGUUGGCUGGAGGCUAACAGAGGAGACUGGGUGGCCAUCUUGGAUUCCCAAACCCAGACAGGUGCAGCCAAGCGUCCAGGGUACAUUAUCACCGAACAGGCCAGGACCAGAGGCGACAUAGUGGAGGUCAGUGGAUGGGACAGCAUCCUCAACUCUGGGCUGAGGAACAACACUGUUAACCACAACCAGAAACAGACAAUUGAACACAAAACAACAUCCAAACUUAGUCUCCAAGACAACAGACUGGCUGAGACCAGGGCAAGGUGUAGAUUUGGUCUGCAGGGACGGGGAGGUGUUGGUAUGCGGCGGGAGAGAACAGACACAGACUCGGCUAGCGAUGCUCCGUCCUGCUCCUAUAGUUGUGAUUCAGAGAGACUGAUGGCGCCUCAGGUUAACCCCCUAACAGGUGCUGCCUUCAGCCUGUCUUCUAUAGGAUCUAUCAACUGGAACAUGGACCCUGCAACAACACAGACACUCCCUGUCCUUCAUCCUCACACUCUAAUGUUAAACCAGACCUCAGACAAUGCCAGAAUCUCAACACAAAAUGGCUACACAAGCCCAUUAACAAAUGAGAGUAGCAGAGACGGAAUCAGGAAAGGUUUCAGUGCCAAAGAGAAGCGCUUCCACUGUUCAUUCUGUGGGAAAGCCUUCACUUUCCCCAAACAGGUGGAGAUCCACCAGAGGAUGCACACGGGGGAGAAACCUUUUGGCUGCCACCUGUGCCGGGCCAGUUUCUCAGACUCAUCAAACCUGAAGAGGCACCAGAGGGUCCACACAGGGGAGAAACCCUACAGCUGUCCCCAGUGUGAGAAGAGGUUCUCCCACCAGCACCAGCUAAAGAUGCACCUGAAGGUCCACACGGGAGAGAGGCCGUUUGCCUGUACGCACUGUGGGAAGAGGUUCUCAGAGAGGAGCUACCUCAGGAUACACCAGAAGAAAAUGCACACGGCCCAUGUAUAGAGUAUAGUGGUGACAUGUAAUGUAGUACUAGUUAGUAUGUUUGUAGUCAAUUAUGUUGUUUUUGGAUGUAGUUGGGAACUGGAUGAGGUGAACUGAGCAUGAUGAGGCAGAGUAGAUGAUGUGGUGAUGCUUAUUGUGAUGGUGUCUGUAAAAAUGCUUCAACCUUGUCCUGUUGUUUGAUGCUGGGGUUUUAUGAGGAAAUGAUAGUCCCUUAAUUAAUGUUUACUUGACAUGAAGUAGUAAAGAUGUGUGUAAUGUGAUGUUGAACCUUUUCCAAAGUAUUCUCAAAUGAAUUUGAUCAAAUCGAGGGUACCAGAUUUACAGAAAAGGUAAAGUGUUACCACAGUGAGAAAAGUUAUUCUACUUGUCACAUGUAUUAUUUUGUGCAAUAAAAGUUCUGUACUUCA